Messenger RNA from Nicotiana attenuata, 1929 nucleotides. RefSeq lists its product as uncharacterized. The coding region runs from base 168 to 1649 and encodes 493 amino acids. NCBI's taxonomy places the organism in Eukaryota, Viridiplantae, Streptophyta, Magnoliopsida, Solanales, Solanaceae. The transcript is spliced from 8 exons. The record is from RefSeq and is a predicted model, not a curated record.
CUAGUGUUGUAUUUUAAAACGACAAUAUAAAUGGGGAAAAAAAACUCAAUCCAAAAUAUAUAAUAAAAUAUUUCUAAAAUCUUCAUCUGCAAUCAUACGUGUAACAUUUUCACUUGCCCUUCGAUAAUCACACAGUUUUUUCCCCCGAAAACGCUUUCACUGCCGCUAUGCCGCCGUCCGGCAACGGAGCUGAAGCCGCUGCCGGCCGCCGCUGCACGUGCUCUUCCACCGAAGAUGAAAACCAAAACCAAAAUCAAAGCUGCCAGCAUUGCCGGCGAUCGACUCUGCCUUCCUCUUCGUCAUCUUGCUCGUUGCUUAGCCUCGAAUCCUAUCCGGUUCAGGACUACGAUAAGCUUUGGAGAAUCUAUAGUGCCUCUAUUAAAGGCUUUACCAUUGGCGCUGGCCUCAAAGGUGGCCUCGCUAUCUUCGCUGUUCUCUCUCGGCUACGACGUAGAAAAUCGUUGUCCUCUGCGAAGAAAGCGCAAAUGGUGUCGAGCAGUGACGAUAUAAUUUUGGCACUAAAGGAAACUUUAAGAUAUGGUCUAUUCCUUGGCACUUUCGCUGGUACUUUUGUAUCCGUUGAUGAAAUUGUAUCUGCUUGGGGCGGUCAUCGAAGGACAGCUAAGUGGAGAGCAUUGCUAGCUGGUGCAAUCGCGGGGCCAUCAAUGCUUCUUACUGGUAACACACAGCAUACAAGCUUGGCAAUUUACAUUCUUAUGCGUGCAGCUGUGUUGGCAUCGCGUUGUGGAAUAAAAAGUAAGCGGUUUGGGCACAUAUGCAAGCCUUUAACUUGGGUUCAUGGAGACAUUUUCCUCAUGUGUCUAUCCUCUUCACAGAUCCUGUCCGCUUAUAUAUUGAAGCAAGAUAGUCUGCAUCCAUCUUACAAAUCCUUUCUCAACAAACAUGGUGGGAAAGCUCAGGUUAUCCUGCAGGGUGUGCGAGACCUGGCAUGUGGGAACUCUGUAGCCAAUUUGGAUGCGAUAGAGACCCAUUACAAGUCCAAUGGUGUUGACAUUAAGCUGGAUCCACAAAUGAAAGUACCCUGCUCGAUAGUACAUGAGAAUCAAGGAUGUGGUGCACAUUUUAUUUCUUUUCUAAUUCAAGCUUACAAGAGGGCUUUGCCAGUUUACCUUCCAGUUUAUUUAGUUCCUGCACUCAUUGUACAUCGUCAAGGGCUCUUGAAAAGACCUAACAAAAUUUUGGCAAAGGGUCUUCUUGGUACAGCAAGGUCUAGUCUAUUUCUCUCUGUGUAUUGUUCAUCUGCCUGGUUAUGGACGUGCCUCCUCUUCAGGCUGUUCAAGAGAUGUAAUAUUCCCAUGGUGGCACUGGGAACGUUCCCUACUGGUCUGGCCCUGGCAAUUGAGAAGAAGAGCAGAAGGAUAGAGAUUUCACUCUACUGCCUUGCUCGGGCACUUGAGAGUUUCGUCACGUGCAUGGUCGAUGUUGGGUAUUUGCCUCGGUCUAAAAAUUUAAAGAGAGCCGAUGUGGUGAUUUUUAGCAUUGCAACUGCAAUUAUCAUGCAUUGUUAUGCUAUAGAGAGGGAUGUCUUUCGAUCCAAGUACUUGAAUGUACUUGAUUGGGUGUUAGGUGUGCCUCUUCCCCCCUAUGAAACCACUCCUCGCAAGAACAGGAGAAGUGAUUCCAGCUAGCUAUUAUGGCAUGCCUCAUCCCCAUAAGGAACAGGCUCGUGUUGUGAUGAAUAAUGGAUUAUUCUUUUUCCCCUUUCAAUCUAAGAAGGUUGGCGUUAGUAUACCAUUCUUUUUCGUGAGAAACGUCUAUACACAAUAGAUGUCACAAAACAAAUUUACCUUUGUACACCAUAGUGCCACAGCAAGACGAAUGAUGGUCCGUUUUAAUUUAAACUUUGUUGUUGCUAGUAGAUUGAAAUUUGAAAUUAUCUUUCAUCAGUAUGAUUAUCAGAUUGUCCUC